CUAUUGGUCAACGAGAAGGUUAUGCAAGAAGUCAAUGAGCUGAAACAAGGAGUGGCUGACUACUUCAGGAAUCUAUUUGCAAAGGAAGACUGGAAAAGGCCAAUUUUGGAGGGCAUGGAAUUUAACAAAAUUUUUGAAGCAGAAAAGGAGCUUUUAACUAAACCGUUUCUUGAAUCAGAGGUCAAAGCAGCUGUAUGGAACUGUGACAGUGCAAAAGCCCCGGGUCCGGAUGGUCUGAGCUUUGGGUUUUUGAAAGCAAAAUGGGAAGUGGUUAAAGAUGAUAUAUUGAAGUUUCUAACGGACUUCCAUAUCAACAAUAAGCUGGUAAGGGGUUCCAAUUCAUCUUUUCCGGUAUUGAUACCUAAAAAGGAGAACCCACAAGGACUAGAAGAGUAUAGGCCUAUUUCCCUAAUAGGUUGCAUGUACAAAAUCCUUGCUAAAAUCCUUACUAAAAUCCUUGCCAACAGAUUGAGUAAAGUGUUGGAUGGGCUCAUAGGUGAACAACAAUCAACAUUCAUUGGAGGGAGGCAACUGGUUGAUGGAGUAGUCAUCGCAAAUGAGACGAUAGAUGAAAUUAGAAGGAAAAAAUUGAGUUGUUUCCUCUUCAGGGCCGACUUUGAGAAGGCGUACGACAAUGUCAGCUGGGAAUUCUUGGAUUAUAUGUUGGAAAGGAUGAAUUUUGGCUUGGUAUGGAGAGGGUGGAUUCGAGAAUGUCUGCAAACAAACUCAGUAUCUGUUGUGCUCUAUGGUAGCCCAACAAAAGAGUUUACUAUGUGUAGGGGAUUAAGACAAGGGGAUCCCUUAGCUCCUUUCCUGUUCCUUAUUGUUGCGGAAGGGCUUAAUGGGGAUGGCAGAAACACGAAAUUCUGGUUGGAUGAAUGGGUAGGAGGGAGUGCACUAUCUAACAAAUUUCCACGCUUGUUUAUGUUAUCCACAAGUGAAAAUUACAAUGUGAAAGACAUGGGAACUUGGAUGAAUGGAAGCUGGCAAUGGAAAUUAUUAUGGAAGCGUCAAUUGCGUUCGUGGGAGGAAGACAUGGAAACAGAACUUUUGGAGAUGCUCAAGACAGCUCACCCAAUACAAAACAAAGAAGACCAAUGGUGGUGGCAACCAGAACCCUCAGGAAACUACACAUCUAAGUCAGCUUACUCUCAUCUCCUAAAGGGCGACACCAGGCCUAUAGCUGACUUCACAAGGAUGUGGAAGGCCUCCAUUCCACCUAAAUGUAAUACAUCAACUGAAACACCCGACCACUUGCUUGUUAAUUGUAACCUGGCUUCCAGCUUAUGGAUGAAUUGCUACAAGUGGUGGGGCAAGCAAUAUGUAUUAGGUUUGGAUGGGUUCUCUUUAACAAAUUGGUGCGAGAAUCCAAUCAAAUGUUUAAAGAUCAAAGUCAAAGAGAAAGAUAGAGUAUGAACUGGACUUUUCUGGGACUUUAUGUUUGUGCUGCCCUUUUACAGAAGCCGGUGAAAAAGUAAAUCUUUGUAAUCUGCUGAUUUUGUAAGUAAAGGGUUGGAAUACCCCCUGUAUUCCAUAAUUAAUAAAUGCUUUUGCCCUUC
Messenger RNA from Rubroshorea leprosula, 1559 nucleotides. Lineage: Eukaryota; Viridiplantae; Streptophyta; Magnoliopsida; Malvales; Dipterocarpaceae. The record is from the annotation of a GenBank genome assembly.